CUCCCAAACCUUCCUUCACUCACAUUAGGUAAUAAGGUAAGGUGUGAGAGAGGUUAGCGCUGUUAGUGCCGUAGAGCUUUGUGAAAUUGUAGAAGAGUUAGAGAAGACCUAGAAGAGAUAGAUAGAGGGAGAGAGCAUAUGCGAAAGUCUCCAAAGGCUUCCUUCCUUGCUCUUCUUUUUUCUCUACUUCUUGUUUCAGAAUUCUGAAUCGAUCGUAGUUCUUCAAAGCUGAAACUCUCAGAGGAAGAAAGAUUCAUGAGAUGUCUUUAUUCUGUGAAAUUUCCUUCAUUAACAUUGAAAAAGUAGUGGAAGAAGGUGAGUGGGAGAAGGAAAGAUAGAGCAAAUCGAUCGGAUUUCGGAAAUACAACUCGUUGCUUCGCCUAGGAUUCGAAGCACCGGUUUAAUCAUAUCAUCGAGAAAGAGAAGGAAUCAAGAUUCAAGAACGGGUUUCGGCAAUGUCUGCUACGUUUCUUAGCGAUUCUAUGGGGAUUCCUUCUGCUUCGGAAUCUCAAUCGACCGCCGUUAAGAUAAGUAGCACGCAGGUGGAGGUUGAGUUCGCUAAAUGCGAUUGCUGUGGACUAACAGAGGAAUGCACACCUGCUUACAUAGCUAGAGUUCGUGAGAGGUACCAAGGUCGAUGGAUCUGUGGUCUUUGCGCCGAAGCUGUUAAAGAUGAGAGUUUUAGAUCGGAUAGGCUGAUCACCGCCGAAGAAGCUUUGCAUCGACACAUGAACUUCUGUAAGAAUUUCAGAUCUUCGAGUCCUCCGACGAACCCCACGGAACAUCUGAUAUCCGCUGUGAAGCAACUGCUCCGGAAAAGCUUGGAUUCUCCAAGAGUUAUGUCGACUCCGAGUAGUCCUCUAAGAACGGAAGACGAGAAACGUCGUCCAUCACUCGCUCGUUCCGGAAGCUGCGUCCCAGCUCUGGCUCGUUGAUACAUAUUAUUACAAAACAAGAAGAAGAAGAAGAAGAAGAAAAAUAAAAAAAUCGUAGCAGUAGCAGCAGCAGCAGCAGAAACAUCGUUCAGACAUAGGGCUUCUUUCGGUUAGGACUUCUUUGGGUUAUCGAUCUUCCCUUUCUUCCCUUUCUUUAUCAGUCUAUCUUAAUUCUUGUUUCUGUUUGGAAAGAUUUUUCCUUUUUACAGGACUCUUGCAUCGAUGUUCUCUGUUCUUCUGAUAUGUUCUAAUCAUCAUCUAAUGUCUUUUACUUUCAUUGAAUUUUUUUUUCCCGUUCUUCCAUACGCAUCUCAGACAUAGCGUAUGCAUUGACCGGUUGUAAUUUAGAGUUUCCUUCUGAUCCCCACCCUUCUGUCUCUCUUGUUUAGACGAUUGAAUCAUUAGCUUUUUGAGGGUUUUUGAGAGGGUUGGGGGGAAGAAAGAAAUAAAGAUUGAAUUUCUGUGGUUCCAAUAA
Macadamia integrifolia is the source of this 1410-nucleotide messenger RNA. RefSeq lists its product as uncharacterized. NCBI's taxonomy places the organism in Eukaryota, Viridiplantae, Streptophyta, Magnoliopsida, Proteales, Proteaceae. The coding region runs from base 456 to 935 and encodes 159 amino acids. The record is from RefSeq and is a predicted model, not a curated record. The transcript is spliced from 2 exons.